Molecule: messenger RNA, 1420 nt
Organism: Caenorhabditis elegans
Lineage: Eukaryota; Metazoa; Nematoda; Chromadorea; Rhabditida; Rhabditidae
Gene: F12A10.8
Exons: 8
Coding region: 34-1347 (437 amino acids)
Source: RefSeq, marked reviewed
CAUUAUUGUUGAACUUUUUUCUUUAAAUUUAUAAUGCAUCCACAGCGAGAAGUAAUUAAAUUUCGAAAAGGAAGAUUUUACAAAAAUCCAACAAUCUCAAGCUUCAAGAGAAUAGUUCCAAGUAAUCGCCCUGUAGCUGUAGAUGUCAAUGGAUUCCCCCAGAGACAUCGGAGACACUAUGUUCAAGCUGGAAUGUUCGCCAAUGCCAAAAGUUCCCUCCCAUCUUCUGCAAAUGUUUCAUUUCAGAAUUCGGACGAUAAUCUGAGUACAUCAAGAGGGCGUUCAGCAUCCCCAACUCCGAUAAGAAAAUUUUCAAAUUUUCCACGCAGCAAUAUUUCAAAAACUUGGGAUUUUAGCGAUAUUGGAGUGAAGAAAGAUCAACAAACUCGAAAUCAACUACCUCCAAUGAAGAGAUUAAAUUCUGAAGAAGAAGAAGAACAACAAGGGAAAACUAAGACAACGAAAAAAGAAACCAUUGGAGCUUCGACUGUGGGUCGUUCAGUGAAGCAUGUUCUUCCGUGGCUGAAAAAGUGGGGAUCCCAAGAUGCAGAAAGCAAUAUGAAGCCUAUGAGAAUAGAAAGAUUAAAAGUUUCUCCCACGCUGGACCAAAGUAUAAAUCGAUUUUCUUCACGUCUACGCCGAAUCGAUUCAAUUCGUCCGAUCCCACUUCAAAAUCACACCGGGACCACGAUAGGAACAGUUGAAAAGGCUCUUGUCGCAGUUGCUCUAGCAAAGACGAAAUCUGAAGAGUAUCAGAAGAAUCCAGUUUUCGAUUAUUUAAUCGAGAGGUCUGAUUGGUUGUUGUAUCGUGAAGAAUUCAAUGAUAAAAUAGACUAUCUACCACAAGAUCCUUUCUAUUCACAUGAUAUUGUGUCGAGUGAUUUCGAAGAGUACGAGCAGGAAAUAGAAGAAGCACGCGACCCGUACUAUUUGGAAAUUGGCUCGGAGGAAAAACAAGCUCCCAUCAAAGCAAGUGCAUCAAAGCCUAGAUUUGAUGAAGCCAACUUCCACAAUGAGGAUCCUCUGAAUCUGGACAGCCAGGAAGACUUUUUUGAAACAUCAUAUUUGCCCAAAAACGCGGAUGAAUCUAAAAAACAUCAGAAAAGUAUGCUUCCUUCGUUCGGAGACUAUACGACAAAAUCAGAUGAUGAACGACAAAAGAACAGACUAGUUUCAUUCGACACCGAUUCAAGUGUGCCAAGAACGUCGAGAAAAAGAAAUCACCAAGAAGCCUUAUCGCCGUCUAAAUCAAAUCCCGACUAUUCUCCAUUUAAUUACGAUCUCUUCUCGCCACCAAGUGUGCCAAAAAAGCCCAGCUCCUCGUCGUCGAACUAUUCGAUUUGGUAAUAGGAAUUUCAAUGUUUUAAGCCAUCUUGUAAAUUGAUCUGUUAUUUGUAAUGCAUGAAUUGAUACUUUUUUU